AUGCAAAAAAUUUCUAUGGUCUGUAAAAUCCUCUAUUUCAUCGAUAUAUCUGAAUUAGCUUCUUCUUGUAUUCGUGUUUCAGUGAAGUUUAUUAUUUUGUAUGAAAUGACAAAGAAAGAAAAUGCUAAACGGAUCAAUUUUGAUCUCAAUAAAAUGGAUAUUUAUUUUCAGUUCUAUUCCACAACUGAUGGCUCUUAUGAUGACUAUAGUUUUGCUUGUGCCUCUGAUUUUGAGAUUGGCGAAUCUAGGAAGGUUUCAUUGGUGGCCGAAUCUGAUUGUUCGAUGGAUGUCGAAAAUGAGGUGGGUGAAAUUAAAGUGCAUUUGGGAAAAUCAGAGAGAGAUUGUCAAAUCUGUCAUCUGAGUUUGGAGAGUACUGGUCCUGAGUCUGGGAUUGCCAUUGAAUUGGGUUGUUCUUAUAAGGAUGACUUAGCAGCAGCUCAUAAGCAUUGUGCUGAUACUUGGUUCAAGAUUAAGGGAAACAAAGACAGAGGGAGAGAGUGGAAAAACAAUGGUCGGAGAGAGUUGGAGUCUGACGGCAAAGUUGUGCGACUCAUGCAAAACGGCGCCGGCAAACCUGUUUUGCCGUGCUGA
Molecule: messenger RNA, 591 nt
Organism: Ilex paraguariensis (yerba mate)
Lineage: Eukaryota; Viridiplantae; Streptophyta; Magnoliopsida; Aquifoliales; Aquifoliaceae
Source: the annotation of a GenBank genome assembly